Salvia hispanica is the source of this 881-nucleotide messenger RNA. Its product is annotated as putative RING-H2 finger protein ATL21B. The record is from RefSeq and is a predicted model, not a curated record. NCBI's taxonomy places the organism in Eukaryota, Viridiplantae, Streptophyta, Magnoliopsida, Lamiales, Lamiaceae. Gene Ontology annotation, molecular function: polysaccharide binding.
AUGGUGCUGCCUUGCGUGAGCACGGAAAAUAACACGGUGGUGGUGGUGCCCGAGGAAUUUCCGGCGGAUAUGGCGCCGCCGAGUUGCCGGAGGGCCGGGAACGUGACUGUGCCGCCGUGGACCUUCUCGGAAUUCUAUUGGCGGCCGAUAGGCCCGGAGGAGGUUUUCGAGCUGCGGUGGAGUAGGCCAGCAUGCGGGAGGUGCGAGAGCCGGGGCGGCCGAUGCGGCUUUAAGAGGGAUUCGGGGUUUGCAGUUGGAUGCACCAGGCCUUCUGGGCUUCCAAGAGGUGCGAAAUAUGCUGUAAUAAUUGGUGGCGGAGUACCAGGAUUGUUAUGCCUGAUUGGACUAAUAUGUUAUGGUUGUAGAAGGAUGAAACUUGCUAGGCAGCUACGCCGGAUAGACAGCGAGCUAGCAGUACCAACUUUCAAUCGUCAAUUAGUAUUUCGGGCGAACAUGGGACUGGACGUAUCCACCAUAGAGUCAUACCCUAAGACGGUGCUAGGGCAAAGUCGGCGGCUCCCCAAUCCGGUCGACAACAUGUGUUCUAUUUGUUUGUCUGAUUAUCAAUCACAAGAGACUUUGAAAAGCAUUCCGGAGUGUGAUCAUUAUUUUCAUGCCAACUGCAUAGACGAGUGGCUCAAGCUCAAUGGCACAUGCCCUUUGUGUAGAAACUCACCCGAUACCUCAAGUUCAACACCCACUCCUACUUCAUCAUUGCCUGCAUUAGAUCAUCAAUGAACCAUAUAGUAUCGUCACCAUAUCUACAUAUUUCAUAAAUUUCACAUAUUAAAUCUACAUUUCCUAGAUGUAUCAUGCAUAUACGAAUAUACGAUAUACCAAUUACAAUUACAAUUACAUUAAUUAUCUGGAUUUUCAGUUGA